Grammomys surdaster is the source of this 1814-nucleotide messenger RNA. It is a transcript of the gene Fbxl22, whose product is annotated as F-box and leucine rich repeat protein 22. The transcript has 3 exons. NCBI's taxonomy places the organism in Eukaryota, Metazoa, Chordata, Mammalia, Rodentia, Muridae. The record is from RefSeq and is a predicted model, not a curated record. Bases 483 to 1190 code for a protein of 235 amino acids. Gene Ontology annotation, molecular function: protein binding.
GUGGUCCUAUGUUUCCGCUGUGUUGUAUGCUCUAAGAGAACUUCAUACUGCAGAUCUGCAGCACGGCAGUGCCUGCCCUCAACUGCUGGACACUUCUCACCACAGGUACACACACAGGCUACUCCUACCCGAGCAGGGCAGCUGGGGGCUGUAUGCAGAUGCAGUCAUCUCAACCUGUCAGACCUGCAGUUCACUUCAGUCACACACUUCAGUUAAGUGUUCAAGAAUAGAAGCUGAAAAAGAGCUGCUUCUGCCCACCCUCACAGGACUUUGAGGCCCUCUGAACAUAAGCUGAACCACAGAUGGCUUCAAGUAAGUCUGGAUCCUGACACCCGCCCUCCCCACCCCGAGCUUCAGCACCAGUUGUUGGCCAAAAAUAAACACCAUUCCUCAACCAUAUAUGUCCACCAGUCCUGAUCUGGGGAGGAAGCAGGAGGCAGGUCAGACCCUUACUGGGCACUCACGUGAGGCCACCGCUCACCAUGCACAUAACCCAGCUCAAUCGGGAGUGUCUGCUGUGCCUCUUCUCCUUCCUGGACAAGGACAGCCGGAAGAACCUCUCCAGGACUUGCUCCCAGCUCCGAGAUGUGUUUGAGGACCCCACUCUCUGGCCCCUGCUGCACUUCCAUUCCCUCGCCGAGCUCAAGAAAGACAACUUCCGGCUGAGCCCUGCACUGCGCAGCCUGUCCAUCUGUUGGCAUUCCAGCCGUGUGCAGGUGUGCAGCAUCGAGGACUGGCUCAAGAGCGCCUUCCAGAGGAGCAUCUGCAGCCAGCACGAGAGCCUGGUUAAUGAUUUCCUCCUGCAGGUGUGCAACAGGUGCCCCAACCUGACGUCCGUCACUCUCUCGGGCUGCGGCCACGUCACGGACGACUGCCUGGCGCGCCUGCUGCUCAGCUGUCCGCGCCUGCGCGCGCUGCGCCUCGAGAACUGCGCGCGCGUUACCAACCGCACGCUGGCGGCCGUGGCCGCGCACGGGCGCGCGCUGCAGACGCUGCACGUGGACUUCUGCCGCAACGUGAGCGCCGCCGGCCUGCUCCGCCUCCGCGCCGCCUGUCCCGACCUGGUGCUGAGCGCCGAGCGCAGCGCGGCCAUGAUACCCGACCAGCCGCCGCGCGCGCGCCUGCCCGCCGCCCCGGGGGUCUCCGCUGCACCGGGGAGACAGAGCGUACCUCACCCCACGGGCUCCUAGUGAGGAUGCGCGCGCUAGUAAACGAGCGGAUGCACGGAAAACUCUGGUUCUCUUUAAAUGUCUGCCCCGUCCCCGCGGCGCCUGUCGAACGCACGCGCGCUUACUCGCCCUGGCGGCGGGGCUGCGUACUAGGCUGCCGAGAAACCCCCGAAUAGCCGGAUGAAGAACCCGAAGCUAGGGCCUCCCUAGCUGCUCGCUGCCAGCCAGCCCGUGCAAGAUGCACAAGCCAUUCUAGAAAACUCACUCCGGUCCCUGCAUGACUGAUAGUCACCAAUAUUUCUGUUUCUCACAAGGGAAAAAUGCAUCACUUUUUAAAAAAGCCAGUACUGAAAGUAGUAGCCCUAGUUAAAAGUGCUUAGAGAGCGAAUCAUUAGUAACUGGUGCAAAAAUGAGACUAGGUUUUCUGGCCGUGAGUCAACUUCCAAGUCAACUUCCCUUUAGUCGUCUAGUCCCGGUGGCCAGGGCCCUCUCAGUUCACCCAGAGGCCUCCCUCCCUAGGCCGGAGCCAAGCAGUCUAAAUGAACACAGCCAGGGAGUAGGCAAGCUCAGCGGGGCUUCUGCGACUGCCACCUAUAAUCAAGGCUUCUUCAUUUAUCUGCAGCCAGGUUUUUUCAGUUUUCUGUG